Molecule: messenger RNA, 1101 nt
Organism: Paramisgurnus dabryanus
Lineage: Eukaryota; Metazoa; Chordata; Actinopteri; Cypriniformes; Cobitidae
Source: RefSeq, a predicted model, not a curated record
ACUAAAGCUGAACCAACAAGCACGACAUCUACACCAACCACCACUACAGCUGAAUCAACAAGCACGACAGCUGCACCAACAAUCACUACAGCUUUACCAACAACCACAACUGCUGAACCAAUGUCCACUACAGCUGAACCAACAAGCAGGACAGCUGCACCAACAUCUACUACAGCUGCACCAACAACCACUAUAGCAGCACCAACAUCUAUGACAACUGCACCAACAACCACGACAGCUUUACAAACAACCACAACUACUGCACCAACACCCACAACAGCUGCACCAACAACCACUACAGCUGCACCAACAACCACUACAGCUGCACCAACAACCACGACUACUCCAACAUCAUCUGCUACAGCUGCACCAACAUCUACUACAGCUGCACCAACAAGCAUGACAACUGCACCAACAACCACUACAGCUGCACCAACAACCACGACUACUCCACCAACAUCCACUACAGCUGCAACAACAACCACGACAGCAGCACCAAAUACCACGACAGCAGCACCAACAACCACGACUAUUCCAACAUCAUCUACUACAUCUGCAACAACAACUACUACAGCUGCACCAACAACCACGACUACUGCACCAACAUCUAAAACAGCUGCACCAACAACCACGAUAUCUGCACCAACAACCACGACAGCUGCACCAACAUACACUAAAGCUGAACCAACAAGCACGACAUCUACACCAACCACCACUACAGCUGAAUCAACAAGCACGACAGCUGCACAAACAAUCACUACAGCUUUACCAACAACCACAACUGCUGAACCAAUGUCCACUACAGCUGAACCCAUAACUACAACAGCUGCACCAACAACCACGACAGCAGCACCAAAAACCACAACUACUGCAACAACAACCACGACAGCUGCACCAACAACCACUACAGCUACAGCUGCACCAACAACUACUACAGCUGCACCAACAACCACGCUGCACCAACAACCACGACAGCUGCCCCAACAACCACGACUACUGCACCAACAACCACGAAUACUGCAACAACAUCCACUUCAGCUGAACCAACAAGCAGGACAGCUGCACCAACAUCUACUACAGCUGCACCAACAACCACUAUAG